Molecule: messenger RNA, 1737 nt
Organism: Molossus molossus (Pallas's mastiff bat)
Lineage: Eukaryota; Metazoa; Chordata; Mammalia; Chiroptera; Molossidae
Gene: GPR52
Product: G protein-coupled receptor 52
Exons: 2
Coding region: 227-1312 (361 amino acids)
Biological process (GO): G protein-coupled receptor signaling pathway
Cellular component (GO): membrane
Molecular function (GO): G protein-coupled receptor activity
Source: RefSeq, a predicted model, not a curated record
UUUCUUUCUGCAGAGUUAAUUUUUUAUAGUGCAAGCUGAGGGGUGUCAUUGCUGCACUGAGGCUGAUGAAGAGACUUGAGUCCUGUCUGGGAUGCUCAGCUGUGACAGACACACCGCCAUCAUCUCCUGAAGCUGAUCCCGAGACCCUCAGAUGCAGAGUUUAACAGAUGCUGGCAGGGCACCGGCUUGCUGUAGCCAAGGCUGCAGGUUCCCUUAAUUUCAAGCCAUGAAUGAAUCCAGGUGGAUUGAACGGAGGAUCCUGAACCUGAGCAGUGGCCUUGUGAAUGUGUCUGAGCGGCACUCCUGCCCACUUGGAUUUGGCCACUACGGUGCGGUGGAUGUCUGCAUCUUUGAGACCGUUGUUAUUGUCUUGCUGACAUUUCUGAUCAUUGCUGGGAAUUUAACAGUCAUCUUUGUCUUUCACUGUGCCCCACUCUUACACCAUUAUACCACCAGCUACUUUAUCCAGACGAUGGCAUAUGCUGAUCUUUUUGUUGGAGUUAGCUGCUUGGUUCCUACUCUCUCACUUCUCCACUACUCCACAGGUAUCCACGAGUCACUGACUUGCCAGGUUUUUGGAUAUAUCAUCUCGGUUCUGAAAAGUGUUUCUAUGGCAUGUCUUGCUUGCAUAAGUGUGGAUCGCUAUCUUGCAAUCACCAAGCCUCUUUCCUACAAUCAACUGGUCACCCCUUGUCGACUGAGGAUUUGCAUUAUUUUAAUCUGGAUCUACUCCUGCCUAAUUUUCUUGCCUUCUUUUUUUGGCUGGGGGAAACCUGGUUACCACGGUGACAUUUUUGAAUGGUGUGCCACCUCUUGGCUCACCAGUGCCUAUUUUACUGGCUUUAUUGUUUGUUUACUUUAUGCUCCUGCCGCCUUUGUUGUCUGCUUCACUUACUUCCACAUUUUCAAAAUUUGCCGGCAGCACACCAAAGAGAUACAUGACCGGAGAGCCCGGUUCCCCAGCCACGAGGUGGAUGCCUCUGGAGAGACUGGACACAGCCCCGACCGCCGCUACGCCAUGGUCCUGUUUCGGAUAACCAGUGUAUUUUACAUGCUGUGGCUCCCCUAUAUUAUUUACUUUCUUCUGGAAAGCUCCCGGGUCUUAGACAAUCCAACACUGUCCUUCCUAACAACCUGGCUUGCUAUAAGUAAUAGCUUUUGUAACUGUGUUAUAUACAGCCUCUCCAACAGUGUUUUCCGGCUAGGCCUCCGAAGGCUGUCCCAGACGAUGUGCACGUCUUGUAUGUGUCUGAAGGAGCAGGACACACGAGACCCCAAGCCCAGGAAACGGGCUAAUUCCUGCUCCAUCUGAAGAGAACCGCUCAGUAAAUCAAGUGUAAUCCGACAGUGGUUUUGGAUCGUGGUCUUGAUUCCUCUGGAAAUUUGCCACUAGAGAAAUAUUUACUUGAAUAUUUUUGGCUAUGAGAUGAAGGGACUAAAGGUUUCAUUUGUUCACCCCUUUUUUUAUGGAGGAAAAAGAUGAAAGAAAAGGAUGUAUAGACAGUAAUCUCAUGAGAUAAUUAUAGCAUGUGGGUAUAAACGUUCAGCAAUAGGGAAAAUUAAGCACUGAGGAUGACAAAAAUAUCUCAGAUCUUCCACAGGAUGUGAGCAAAACUCCUUAGUGUCUCUUUCUCUCUCUCUGAUUGACCUCUCUCUCUCUGUCUGUCUCUCGUUCUGUCUGUCUCACUCUUGUAUGUUUGUGGGAAUUGCUUACAUCACUUGCCCUCUAUAGACAAA